UCCUUGUCCAGUCAGUCUGUGGUGGUGGAGGGUCCAUUAUUGGAAGGUUAUUUGAAUCUUAUUGUGGAGCUGCUGACGUUUUCCUCAAUUGAGGAGAGACACAGUUUAGGGAGUAAACCAGGAGGAAUGAACCUCAUACCUAACCUCAUCAAUCAUUUCUUGUUUCCAGCCUCAAGACUAGUGAAGAAACUAAAUACUACACCUGAUCUACAGUACAAUGAUGAGUUAGCUAGUGGUAUAUGCUCCAGUCCUGACAGUAUUCAAGCUUGUUAUAAACUAUUGAAUGCACUUUGUGUUGGAGUGAAGGAGAACAUUGAAAUACUCAGUGAACUAAUCUCUGAUAUAUUCUACAAUGAUGAGCCUCCAUUGGUGGAGUGGGAGUAUUAUCCUCACGUUGGUCCUCGGCCCACUAGAGGGUAUGUGGGACUCAAGAAUGCUGGAGCCACCUGCUAUAUGAACGCUGUACUACAACAAGUAAUACCUAAUAUAUACAUUUAUUUAUUUGUUUGGUAUAAGAUGGCAGAUGGCAUAAAUUCACGAAAAGUAAAUCUGCUGGAGGGUCAGCAGGUUAACCUCAGAGAGCAGCAUGAUGCCUUUGAGUUCUUCAAUACACUAGUGGACAGUGUGGACGAGGGACUCAAGGCUUAUAAUGCCACACCAAUCAUCAGCAAAGUACUGGGAGGAUCCUUCGCUGAUCAGAAGAUAUGUAAAGGAUGUCCUCACAGGUAG
Amphimedon queenslandica is the source of this 729-nucleotide messenger RNA. RefSeq names its product probable ubiquitin carboxyl-terminal hydrolase FAF-Y. The transcript has 6 exons. Gene Ontology annotation, cellular component: nucleus; cytosol. The record is from RefSeq and is a predicted model, not a curated record. Gene Ontology annotation, molecular function: cysteine-type deubiquitinase activity. The coding region runs from base 127 to 729 and encodes 200 amino acids. Lineage: Eukaryota; Metazoa; Porifera; Demospongiae; Haplosclerida; Niphatidae. Gene Ontology annotation, biological process: cell migration; protein deubiquitination.